Molecule: messenger RNA, 1309 nt
Organism: Panicum virgatum (switchgrass)
Lineage: Eukaryota; Viridiplantae; Streptophyta; Magnoliopsida; Poales; Poaceae
Exons: 1
Coding region: 212-811 (199 amino acids)
Source: RefSeq, a predicted model, not a curated record
GACCCCCGUCUCCUCCUCCCCACCCCACGCCACGCCUAUAAAAUCGCCCGGCCCUGCCUCCACCGCCAUCACCAUCUCGCCUUAUUCCCCUCCUCCUUCCUUGAGACCACCCGGCCGGCGGCAGCGACACCACCACACGAACGAGCGCUCUCCUAGGAACCGAACCGGAUCGCGUACCGACCGCCGCGCCGAGACCAAUCAAUCACCGCCAAUGGGGCUGUGCCUGUCGAGAGGGGCGGCGGGCGAGGCCGCGGCGGCGGCGGCGGCGCCCAGGGACACGGCGCUGGUGCUGCUGCCGUCCGGGGAGCUGCGGGAGUACCCGCGCCCGGCCACGGCGGCGCGGGUGCUCGAGGACGCCUCCUCCGGCGCCGGCGCCGGCGACGGCGGGUGGGUCCUGUGCGACGCGGACCUGAUGGGGUUCGAGGGCCCCGUGGCGGCCGUGGGCGCGGCGGAGCCGCUCCGCGCGGGGCAGAUCUACUUCGUGCUCCCGGCCGCCGCGCGCCGCCGCGGGCUCGCCCGCGAGGAGGUCGCCGCGCUCGCCGUCCGGGCGUCCGACGCGCUCUCCAGGGCCGCCGCCGCGGGCGCGCCCGGGAGGCGGAGCCGCGGCGCCGUCGCGCCCCUCGUCUUCUUCGCGCCGCCGGAGGAGGAGCACGAGCAGGAGCAGGAGGGGGCUGAGCGCACCCUGUCCUUGAACUACAAGGCGGCGCCGCAGCGGAAGCGGCGCCCGGCCGCGUCCCGCCCCGGGAGGCGGCUCGAGCGGUUCGCCUCUGACCUCACGGCGAUCCCCGAGUGCGAGAUGGCCAGUGAGUAGGGACCGGGAACCGGACGGCGUCAUCCGAUGAUCGCUGGACGACGAAUCGAAACGAGACUGCAACCCUGCCGUCUGCCCAUUCUAAUUGGCCGAUUCGCCGGGCUCCGACCUGCUGUUGCGAACGCUCUGGAUGGAAGCAGAGGACGACGACGACGGCGAAAUAGCCAAGCGCAGAUGGGCCGGUGCGCCGCGUCCCGCCUGAAUUUGUGACCGGAUGCGGAUGGACGGGACGGGAGGAAUUCGGGAUGCGGCUCGAUGAGCAUUCGUAAUUCGUAGGAAUUUUGGCUGAGAUGAGUUGGUUCUCGAACGAAAUUCAGGAGGUUGCUUGGUUGGUUGCAACCACGAACUGUGUGAAUAGAGAAUUUCCCGGCACCUGUUGUUUUGCUUCAAAAAAAAAAAACAGUAGUACAAAUGUGUCUUGAAAUUCUUGUGCAAACUUGGAACCUGAAAAAUUGCUGAGGCUGCUGCAGAGGUCGUUCUGGUUGGCCGCCAUUGCCA